AUGAUUUUUUCAAAAAGUAGAGCGGAAUAUCCCACCAUUUAUGAUGAUCUAAAGGCAAUCUUUAAAAAUGCUCAAAAUGAUUCACCGCACCGUUCCAUGACGCUCUCUCAAAUACGUGCUGCCUAUAGUCAGCGAACUGGUGAGGAUUUUCUCAAAGGAGGCACGCGUACCCAAAUGUGCUUUAUCCUGACAAUCCCUUAUGUGGCCUGCUUCACCAGCAAAAUUGGCACUCUACGUUUUUUCACC
Molecule: messenger RNA, 246 nt
Organism: Drosophila serrata
Lineage: Eukaryota; Metazoa; Arthropoda; Insecta; Diptera; Drosophilidae
Product: maternal effect protein oskar
Source: RefSeq, a predicted model, not a curated record